AGCCCUCCCUCCCUCCCUCCCUCGCUCGCAUCUCAUUAAGCGAGUCCCGCUGUAGCUAUAGGUGAAGCCGCCUCUCUCUGCCAUACUGAAGCAGGUGUCCAACAUGGCGAACACUGGCAGCGGCUCUCUCGCGACUAUUCUCUUUUUAUUCAUGUUUCAAGCGGCUCUUCACAAAGGCUCACUUCCUGUCUGCUCCCUGUGGUGGAUGGUAUGUGGUUGCCCUGAAAACUGCAGGGCAUCAUCUAUGGUUUGCCCAGGAGCUGCACAGUAUCCAGUGGUGAGUCAGAACCUGGUGACAGACAAUGUGUCAGUGGUGGAGGGCGAGAUGGCGAUUAUCAGCUGUCGGGUGAAGGACAACGACGACUCCGUUAUCCAGCUGCUCAACCCCAACAGACAGACAAUUUACUUCAGAGACAUGAGACCACUGAAAGACGCUCGAUUUCAGCUGGUGAACUUCUCAGAGAAUGAGCUGCGGGUGUCGCUGUCUAAUGUCUCGCUGUCAGACGAGGGUCGAUAUGUUUGUCAGCUCUACACGGACCCCCCACAGGAAGCCUACGCUGACAUCACCGUGCUAAUCCCUCCUGGUAACCCCAUCAUUGAGGCCCGGGAUGAGGUGCUGAGCGAGGGCAACGAGACAGAGAUGACCUGCACUGCCAUGAGCAGUAAGCCUGCCGCCACCAUCAGAUGGAUGAAGGGAGAUAAAGAGCUUCCAGGCAAGCCCAGAGUUGAUCUGACCUACGACAAGAUGUACACAGUAACCAGCCGCCUGACGUUCACCGUCAGCAAGGAGGACGACGGCGUGCCUGUGGUUUGCAUCGUAGACCAUCCUGCUGUCAAGGACUUCCAGGCACAGAAGUACCUGGAGGUGCAGUACAAACCAGAGGUGAAGAUCGUGGUAGAAUUUCCUCAGGGUCUGACCAGGGAAGGAGAGAACCUGGAACUGACGUGCAAGGCCAAAGGCAAACCCCAGCCACAGCGGGUGAACUGGGUGAAGGUGGAUGACGAUGUGCCAUCCCACGCCGUCAUCACAGGUGCCGAUCUUUACAUCGAAAACCUAAACAAGUCCUACAAUGGGACCUACCGCUGUAUGGCCUCCAAUUCAGUUGGGGAGUCCUUUGACGACUACAUUCUCUACGUUUAUGAUGCUCCCACCACUACCCCUAAACCCACCACAGCCUCCACCACCACUACCACCAUCAUCACCACCAUGUCCUACCCCGAAGCCAAUCAAGACACUGCGCCCAGCACUGAACCUGCAGCUCAUGAUUCACGGGCUGGAGAAGGAGCGCCCAGAACAGUGGACCACGCGGUGAUCGGAGGGGUGGUGGCUGUGGUCGUCUUCGCCAUGCUCUGUUUACUCAUCGUCUUGGGGCGCUACUUUGCAAGACACAAAGGUACCUACUUCACACACGAAGCCAAAGGAGCAGAUGACGCAGCAGACGCAGACACAGCCAUUAUCAACGCAGAGGGUGGCCACACCAACUCGGACGAAAAGAAGGAGUACUACAUCUAAUCAAAACAGGACCCCUCACUCACUCUAGUGUCCUCUUUGGGACACCGAGCUGUUUUUGGAGCCGGGGCAUGGUAAAGAGAGGGAGGGGAGGGGGGGUUCGAUGAUAGAGGGAUUUGAUGGUUCAGGGUCACGUUUAGUGAGAGUAGAGGGGUCGAGGAGUAGAAGUGAGAUGGGGUUUUACAGAUGGUUUUAAGCCGUUGUUUAGUCUAGUCUGCAGAUGUAGAUGGAAUGUUUUGUGUGUAAAAAAAAUCUAAAAAAAAUCAAAAAAGGACAAAAAAUGGGAGGGUUUUGGGUUUUUUCGGUACACCGGGACGGGGUUGGGGGUGGGACGGGUGCGCCAGACGUUGCCAGAAAUCACUGUAGAGAGCUUCACCAUUCAACACCUCCCUAACUGCUGGUACGAAUUUUAUUUAGUUCAACCAUUUGCAGAAAAUUCUGUGCCUUGUUCUAUCCAUACUUUGGAUUUGUGUUGAUCCUCAUUUGCAUAACCUUGUUGCUCCCCCCCGCCCCUUUUUUUUCCCCGUCUCAUCUCUCCCCAUUCGUAAAUAUCAAUGUGCUGUUGGCUUUUUGUAUGAGAGUAAAACUACACAACCACUUUAUUCGUUUCUCCAAAUGUGUCUGCACACACGCAUCCUCUCCUGCAUAACAAAAACUCUUUCCAGUAUACUGUGAUUUGUCUCAAGCCAUUACUUCCCUCUCUUCUUUUUUUUUUUUUUUUUUUUUUCCCCUCCCUGAAGUUUUGACAGCUCCAAAAAUGCAUGGAAUGCUUUACAUAUCAUUGUACAAAGGACAUAAAUGAGAAACAGGUUUGAUGUACUGUAUGUGCCCUCCCCGCCCCCACCCGAACACAACCGCAUUUAAAACAUAAUCAAAAAGAAGGCAGCAAAGGAUAACAUGAGAUGAUUUUAUCGGGCUCAUUCAGUUAAUUGAUAUUUUGCUGCCUCGGUUUGUCUGUCCAAGCAAAUAUACUACUGCCUCUUAGACAAUUAUCUUUCUUAGUAAAGAGAAGUAGUACAUUAUUUUUCCUCGCUGCGUUGCCAUUUCAUUAUUUUGAUUUUCCUCUUCUGUUCAGAACUAUUUUUCUUUUAUUUGCCUGAAUGGAAGCCCUGUUUUCCCACCGGCUUUUAUUAGUAGAGUGGUAAUGAUGAGAUUCAAUUGAAUUCCAUCUGCUCGCACUCUAGAAUAUUUUUUCUUACAAAUGGGAAAGUAACAACAUGUAAAUUGUUUUAAAUUUCUUUCUCUUUUUUUUUCUUCCUUUUUUGGCAGACGCUCAGUCAAGAUGCCUCGGUAAUAAAAGGCUGUUGAAAAAAGAAAACAUUUGGUGUUAAUAUUGGCCGACCAGCAGCCGGAAAGAUGCUGGUGUACUGUACAUAAUUUUAAAAGAGAAACAGCCUUAACCAAACUCCAGACAGACAGCAUCCAAUUUAUUUUAGGAAAUACACGAAUCAUAAAAAAAAAGGCCAUGGCAGUCCAGGUUCUCCCAUCUGAGGGUUCAUGUUAUCUCACAGACACAUAAUCCAAUGUAAAUCAAGCCAACUGAGUCACAGCUGUAUUGUACACUAAUCCUUACUAAGAAAUAUUUUUUACAACUUACUAGAAUUACAAUGGAGUACCUUUGUGGAUUUUAUCGUAUCACGCUCAUUGUGAGUUUUCGUCAAGAUGUAACACGAGCAAACGUUUGGGGAAAUCUUCAAACCGAAACGAGAGACAGGCCAGUCUUUCCACUUCCAUCACACCUUCUUCAAUGUAUCUUUUUUGCUUUGACGCAGCAGCUUGAGUGCUUGAUCAUUUGACAGUUUUUCUGCAUGUGUGUGUACCUGCUGAAACCCAUUCUCUUUGCUUCUCGAUCCUGCUUUAUGUAUCACCUGCCAAAACCGAACGAGCAUCUGUUUUGCUGUGCCAGCUGGGGAGCACUGAGGAAUGCCAAAAGUAAUUAAUUGUUUGUAACUGAACUUAAUACACGUGUUGUGCCACGUGGUGGUUAAUCCCAUGGGCUGCAUUAAUGCCCUGGCUUCUUAUCGUGGCAAUGAGGGUCUAUUCAUGGCAUUGUUUGUCAUUAUUAUGUGUUCACACAGCAAGCAGCUUCCUUAAUGAGUCCUUGCUCUAUGUGACAGGUGUGGGUGGGCUGAGUCUACAUCUUCAAGUUCUGAAAACCCAAAAUUAAUUGGACAAACAUGAAUCAUGUCAAAUUAGAAAAGGAAAAAAAUGUUGCUUCUUACUUUACUAACUGCCUGAUGAUGGUGACUCAUGCUGGCCCAUACAGUUUCUUGCCCAUUUGUAUACAAUACUUUUGGGUGUAUAUUAAAAGCAGAUGACGUGCAUUUUACACAUUUUAUUGUCGUACACAAUGUUUAAUUCUUUAAUGAACUGCAUCACUAUGUACCGCUACAGCGAUAACAGUGUUGCAAUGAUUAUGAAACAUUCCAUAUUAAAUAUAUAACAUAAAUACGCUAAGUGAUAACUGUUUCCAUUGUAUAUUAAUGCUUUUAGCUAAGUCCCAUUAUGAGUCUCCACGUAUAAGUUAUAUUUAUGAUUGUAUUUUAACUUCUUUAGGGUACAGCUGCCUUAAAAAAUUGGGCUUUUUUAUGGUGGCUGACAGACAACUGACACAUAGAAUAACACAAAUAAUGAAGACAUUUGUUGAGUUCUCUCAGGCACUGUGCUUUUUGUUCAAACUAUAACCUUUGGAUUUGAUCAGACGAUGCAUAUCAAUAUCCAUCAUGUCCCAUGAUUAAACUCACUUUUUCUGAAAAUGUCACUAGAUGCCUCUUUACCGAACACUUUGGGAGAUUAAUGGACUCUUUCUGACUUGGGUUGCUUGCUGUGUGGACACUCACACCCAAGAACCAAUAUUUUAUUGAUAUGUUAACGCAUUGAUUGUGCAGCUCAGAGUGCAACACAUUAACAGUGUGAUAGCUUUAAUAUCAUAGUCAUGCAUGAAGACAGCAUUCAGUCUUUCCAUAUUGAGGUUUUGGGGUUGUUCAAAUGCAGUUUCAGAAGGUUCCUGUGGAGUGCAUUACGCAUAUUACACUUUCCUGAGCAUCUGUGCAUUCUUUAAGUCGUUAAAUAUAUUUUCUGCAGGUGGGCUGGGUGGGUGCUGUGGACAUAUUUUUAGCUUUUCCAUUGGAUGGGGCCGCUGUAGAUGUGAGCCGCAGGAGUGACGUUGCAGACAAAGAUCAAAGAUGCUGUGUCCAACUCUCUCUAACUGUUUUAUUCUUCUGUGAAAAACUUAAUUUAAAAAAGUUCUGUACUCGCAAAAGGAAUUACCACUAAGUUAACACUGUAUGCUGAUGACACUGUUUUGUGUUUGUUACGUGGACGGGUGGGGGUGGGGAAGGGUUCUGAUUAGGUUAGAUGUUUUACGGUCUGGUGUCUGAUGAAACUAUUAACUGACUUGUUAUCGUUGCUUUAUGGAUCACAGAGCAGAUGUCACUUCAUUUGUAAGACUGAGAUUGUGUGAUUUGUAAUUUACAGUGAGCACUAUUUCGCUUCAGUGACAUGUGGCAGCUUCCAUUUAAAUCAGACUUCAAAUUAUGUACUUGCCAAUAAAGGAAUAGAACUGAAUAUUGUCUUCUCCCUUAAGGCUAAUGCAUUAAUAUUUUAUUUGUGAAUAUUGAACCUUUUGUGGGUUGGAACGGCAGGAGUGUUCUUCCAAAUGUUUUAUUUUCAACAAGAGUGUUUACGCUCCCAAAGUUCCAACAUCUAAGCAAAGCAACAUGAAAACAACCUUUGGAAUGGUAAGGAUUCAAUUUGAAGUAAAUAGCUGAAUGAUAUUUUAGGUUACUGUAUGUUUUAUUUUCUAUGAAAUGCCCCGUUAAGUAAAAUAUGAAUUUACAGUGUAAAUGAUGUAGUUUUCUCCACAUUAAAUUCUUUUGAUAUUGUCCUGUCUCUGGUUCAUGCGUUGCUGACCGAUGUGACUGCAUCUCAGGUAGAAUGCUAAGUUUAGGCCCCACCCAUAAGUGACGUAGAUGCAAGUACAAUGCAUCCUCAUCGAAUCAAGUGCAACACAUUAUUUUAGAUCCAAGAGGCAAAAUUGUUGAUAUUUUGCAUAUCUGUUGUACAUGUUUUAUGUAUUUUCCUUAAUAUUUGGUGCACUGUAAACAAUGUGUUGAGUAUUGCUUUGUGUUGACAUAGGUCAUGAAGAGUACACUGUUUAUUGGAAUGACGCAGGAUCAGAAAAUUGUUGUGGCUGUACUACUGUCACCUUCAACGCACCACCGCCUUUGGAAGCUUGUUUGAUUGAUUCCCGAAAAAGUUUUGAUUGUUUCACCAGUCAUUGUUUUUAGAUUGAUUCUUUUUGUCUCUCUGCUGUUCUUGGGAAAUGUUAAUGUGUAUUAAUGGAGAAAAGGAGUUCCACAUUCCCAUACACAUUUUGUAUUGGUUCAUAAAUAGACAUUUUUACAAAAACAAUGAAGAGUUCUUGUCUUAAUAAAAAAAGAAAAGAUAUUAAUGUCCAAAA
Acanthopagrus latus (yellowfin seabream) is the source of this 5972-nucleotide messenger RNA. It is a transcript of the gene cadm1a, whose product is annotated as cell adhesion molecule 1a. Gene Ontology annotation, molecular function: signaling receptor binding. The record is from RefSeq and is a predicted model, not a curated record. Gene Ontology annotation, biological process: cell recognition; susceptibility to natural killer cell mediated cytotoxicity; detection of stimulus. The transcript is spliced from 13 exons. Bases 104 to 1513 code for a protein of 469 amino acids. Gene Ontology annotation, cellular component: synapse; neuron projection; plasma membrane. NCBI's taxonomy places the organism in Eukaryota, Metazoa, Chordata, Actinopteri, Spariformes, Sparidae.